GCAAGAACGAACCCGAGCCCAGCUCUGAGGAUGAAAGCAACGAUGGGGUCCUUUCACCUGUCGAAGAGCCCAACAACACCACCAUGCACAAGCCAGAGAUGGAGAAUAAGAGGAUACAAUAUAGUAGAGACUUUCUUUUGAGCAUCCAGUUCAUGCCUGAUUGUAUGCAGAAGCCAGAGGGGCUUCCAUCCAUACCUGAUGUGGUGCUACACAAGUGUAACCAAAAUAAGUUGCCACCGGACCCACAGGGUCUCAGCUCCAGAGACUCAAAUAUCUCAAAUAUUCCAGCAGGAACUGGAAGCAGCUGUUUCAGCCAGUAAUCGUGAGAGGCUUCAGGACGAGCUGGAGGAGGCAAAAA
Silurus meridionalis is the source of this 358-nucleotide messenger RNA. RefSeq names its product eukaryotic translation initiation factor 4 gamma 3-like. NCBI's taxonomy places the organism in Eukaryota, Metazoa, Chordata, Actinopteri, Siluriformes, Siluridae. The transcript is spliced from 4 exons. The record is from RefSeq and is a predicted model, not a curated record. Bases 84 to 320 code for a protein of 78 amino acids.